AUGCUGGAAUUCAAGAAGAACGGUGAAGAAUCAGCUCAAAGAAGGUUCAAAAAGAAGGGAAAUGAUGAUGCUAAUGGUAGCCGCCGUACAACAAACCAAAACUAUAGAGGAAAUUAUAAUAACAGAGGAAACCAACGGAAAAACGGUUAUAGACAGGGAAAUAAAUAUGGUAGGAAAGCUUCUAGCUCAAGUCAGUCUUCUGCUUCAGAUCCUGGUGAUUCAUCUCGCUCUUCAGAUAACGAUCAACCAGUCAUUGAUCCAAGUAAUACCGUACCAAUUACAAAAGAAGCGCCAAUUGGAUACGCCUCACUUUUCAAGAUUAUCAAUAGAUCAGAAGUUAAAAUUACUAGAGAUGAAAAUGAAGAGCAUGAUGCUGCUAAGAAGUUCAAGGUUCUAUAUGAUCUUGAAAAUGGUUUUAACUCUGAGUGUCUUAAUUAUCAUGAAAAUCAUUUACCAUACUGCUGCUUUGAAGUUUUACAACAAUUUGAAGACUCAAUACCACCAUCAGUUAUUGAACAUAAUUUUAAGCUAGCUUUGGAUUUGAAAGCUCGAUUAAAUGGUAAAGUUACUUAA
This is a messenger RNA of Hansenula ciferrii, 573 nucleotides long. RefSeq lists its product as uncharacterized. The transcript has a single exon. NCBI's taxonomy places the organism in Eukaryota, Fungi, Ascomycota, Saccharomycetes, Phaffomycetales, Wickerhamomycetaceae. The coding region runs from base 1 to 573 and encodes 190 amino acids. The record is from RefSeq and is a predicted model, not a curated record.